This is a messenger RNA of Sycon ciliatum, 3900 nucleotides long. Its product is annotated as proline-, glutamic acid- and leucine-rich protein 1-like. The transcript is spliced from 20 exons. Lineage: Eukaryota; Metazoa; Porifera; Calcarea; Leucosolenida; Sycettidae. Bases 189 to 2948 code for a protein of 919 amino acids. Gene Ontology annotation, biological process: rRNA processing. Gene Ontology annotation, cellular component: nucleus. The record is from RefSeq and is a predicted model, not a curated record.
UCAGUGUUGGUUUGCGUGAAUGGUGAAAGAAGAAAGGAAAAUGAAUCAAGAUUUAUGGAGUAGUUUCAUCUCGAAUUUUUUAGCCGUUCUUCCUUUGGAGUUUGGUAUUACUGCUUUGCGCUGCUGAGAGAGAACAACCAGCACAUCGAGUAACUUAGUAUUGACGUUUUCUUUGCUUGUAGUUAGAGAUGAAUGAGCUAUCAGCAGUUGCAGCCAGUGUGACUCAGUUUCGAAACCCAGCAGAGCUCGCCAAUGCAUGGAAAGGUGCAGACGAGAGAGGUGCUCGAAGUCUUAGUGGACAACGCUCUAUUGAAGACGUUGAGAAAGAAGCUCUCCAGCUAUUGCGUGGGGAUGAUAUUGCAAAGCGAUCCAGUGGAGUGGUCUUGAUUGCAUCAAUAGCUAAAGUCAGUACAGGUUCACACUUCAAAGAGCGAUGCGAUGUCUGGAUUCAACAAUGUGUGUCCAACCUUGACAAAAGUGGUCCCGAAGCUCAAAAAGGAAUAGCAGAGCUUCUUUGUCAGCUUCUCUCUCGAAGUUCUGAGUUUCGGGAGCUAACACAGCUUGUAGACAAGUUCAUUUCUCCGAUCGUCGACAAACUUUUGAGAGCAACACCCGAGUGGCGAGUGAAGGCGUUGGAAUGCCUAAACACCUGCAUACAAUGCUACCCAGCGUUGUGCCUAUCAAGCAAGGAGAAGAUCAUCAAUGCUCUCUUUCCGAUGUUGGAUAUCGGAGAUGAAGCAACACAGAAUAUUGUUGCCCAGUGUAUGGCAUCGGCACCUAGCAUUGGCAGUGACGGUGGCAAUGCUGCCACGCGGCACACAGAGGUGUGGAUGCUCUGGUGCAACAUGCUCCUGGCUACACUCAACGAUUCCCUGGACAAGCUGGUGUCUGCAAUGGAAGAGAAACAAGUGCAGACUCCACUGAUAGGAACAUUUACGAUGGGCCCUGGCACUGGUGGUCAAAAUUCAGAGCCGCCGGAGAAGUUUCCACUCGAGGAGCCUCCGGAGAAUGAGCCUAAUCGCUCCGCCUUGCUGCUGACUCGAUGCCAGUCGCUGUGCGCCUGCCUGAAGUAUCUACUGCAGACUGCGUAUCCUGUAGCCGUAUCUUUCCCUCUGCAGGCAAUACUGGCUGUGAUCUGCCGUAUACUGGCUCUCAGCAAUCGGCAACUGGUCACACAUCCGUCAGUGGAAUGUGUACUGGUGUUCAGCGCGUUGCCAGUCUUCUACACAAGUUCUUUGGAGUUGCUUACAGCUGUCACUUGCAGCUGCAAGCAAAUGCUGCUACCACAGAGCUGGCUCAUCAAUCAGCUGCUACUUCAGGCGUAUGGCUGGAGUGGUGGUGAGGCUUCCAACCAUGCCACACCAUACAGCUGUGUGCGUAUUGCGCUGCAUCGCCAGGUGGAAGCCUGGAUGUGGGUCAUUGGCAGCGACAUUGACAAGGGAUCGGCGUUGCACUUCGUCAAGCAUGCCAUGAGCGAUGCCAAACCACUGCGCAAGGAGGACAAGAUUAAUGAGGAUUUCGCGUUAAAAUCAGCCAAAAGGGAGAAGACCGCUGAGAUCUCGGCAGCAGACCCGAAUGAUAUUGAUAUCUGUGCCAAUGCCGAGUUGACUAUUAGUGCGCUCAGAGCUCUGUCCGCUAUUCUCUCUGCUGCUGGGUCAGUACUGCCAACAGAGUGCCAUACGAGCGUACGUCUGUUCCUGAUUCCCGUGCUGCUGGAGAUCAACAAUGCCCAUCGGCCCAGCAGUGGCAUGCCAGCGCCGAAGGGCUGGUGGACAGCUGGCGGUGCACCAGUGCCCUACGGACGCGCUGAUUGCCGCAAGGAGAUUUACAACGCACUGCUCAGCUGUGUGCUUGCGGAGAAACCGGGUGCAGAGGCUAUGCACCAUGCUAUCCACAUGUUCACUGAUGGUGCUCGCGAUCCUAACAUGGAGGUCAGUAUGACGUGCCGACAAGCAAUCUCCGUGUGCAACGUAAUCGUGCGCUCGCAGCACUCAUCUGCCUCCGGCGGUGGCGGUGCAUCAGCAAGCGCCACGGCAAGCGAUACGGCAGCCAACGCUGCCAGAAGAGGUGAUGCCGAGGGCACAGUGGGUACACCUGGUGCUGGCUUGCCCAGGAAUAUUGGCCAGCUACCGCCAGCAUCAGCACGGUUGCUGAUACAGCAGAGUGUAGCAGCCCAGCAGAUGCAGCUCCAGGAAACCAUUCGUCAGCGCAGGAAUACGCCCGGUGGCAACAUGACCAGCUCUGGUUCUAUGGCAGCACAGACGCCGCCACAGCAGCAGCUCUCGAAGCCACAUGUGGUGGCAGAUCUGUCUCAAGCACAGUCUUCAACUAUCCACGGCCGGAGGAUGAAGAACAGGAAAGGAUCGGCGGCAUCAAGUGCUUCACCGUCGGAGGAUCCUGGCGAGACGAUCGUCACACCAUCCAGUAUUGCAGCAGCUGCAGAGCCAGAAGCAAUGCAAGUCGAUAGUGGCGAAUCAAUAACACUCACAGAACAACAAUCUGAACCUUGUACACCAACAGUCCGUCCUUUGAAAGAAGCCAGCGAAGGCCAAGCCUCCUCGACAGACUCAGCGUCACCAAGAACUGCUGGAAAACGCCGUGCCCAAGAUGUGGUGUCAGAGGAGGAGAAGGAGAAGGAGGGUGCAUCUUCCAUGGCCAGUGCUUCACAACAUGCUGCAGACAGCCCAGCUGCUGGAGAGGAAGACCCUCCUGCUGCCAAGAAGCGACGAGUCACUGCCUCAAAGAGCUCCGAAACCGAAGAAGCAGCUACAGCACCCAGCCAGGAGACUGUGGGAGAAAGCAGUCCUCAGUCUUCAAAGGAGGAAAAAGAAACGUCGACCGCUGGCUCCAGCAAGAGCGGGGAAUCCAAGGAGGAGAAAGGCGGUGACGUUUCCGGCAUGCUGCAGUCGUUUGUGGAUAGCGGCCCAGACAGCGACUCUAAUACAUGAAGUAACGCGCAGAAUGCCGCUGCCGACGCACGGUGAGGAGCAUUGGUGAUUAUCUCAGCUCUUGAGCUAUCUCAGCUCUGGGUGCCGCUCAAGUCUAGUCGGUCCGGCCCCUAUACUGAUCUAACCCCACCCCAACAACCCAAACUUCGAAGAAUCUCAAUGUGCAUUUAUUUUCAGUACUUGCGGUGAGCCUCUUCCACAUGUAAACAUCCCACAUGCAGUGCAGCACUGACCAUGCCUGUAUGCUUAUAUACCCACUACAACUACUACCACUGGAGUAAACGUCCACCAUCUCAAGUUAGUGUAUUUUGCUACUUCAGGAGGAAUAUGAACAGGCCGCCACUAUGAUGCCUAACCCCCAUUGCUAAUGCUAUUCCUUUCUUGCUCUGCAUUCUCUCCGGGAGUGUUUGCGUUGUAACGGCUCAUCAUCAGUGCAUCGUAUGCAUACGUGUCGCGUUGCAUUCCUUGCCGCUUACCUGAAAUGCCUCUACCCCAGCCUGCACAUUGCCACGUCUAGAAUACUAUUCUCAACUAGACUCGAGUGCAUCAGAUCUUAGUCCAUGCAACGCAUAUUCCAUUCGCUUGCACUGCUUUCUCUGAUAAGAGAGCUGAUGUUCCAACGCCUGAGCUUGGUGCACGAUGCGUGUUGUCACAUUGCGGCCGCCUUCUCUGCUUUGUCUUGUCACAUAGAGCUGUUGUGUAGGUCUUGCCUUUUACCACUUGCUUUGUAUGGCUUGUAGGCAGCAUAUCUAGUUUGUACUGUGGCUAUGAUUCAUUAGUAUUACUUCCUUUUUCAAUUAGCUCGUAGGCGUUUUUAGCUGUUUUUUCAUUUUUAGCUCGGUUCCGUCCUCUGAGCAGGAGCUCAGGACAGGCACACCAUAGCCUCUCUAACUGUGCAUUGAAUUUGUGUUUUGCUUUGUAUGAAUAAUGAUGCCAGGUUAAUAAUCGCAUA